AUGACCAAACUAGAAUGCAAUGAGAAAGAAAUUGCUCAAAAAUGUGGAAUAACCCUUGAUAUCCUUAGGAAAUUGAAAAAACAAACGUUAGAUGCAAAAAAUAAAUCUUAUUCACCAUAUUCUCAUUUCAAGGUAGGUUGUUGUUUAUUAAUCACUAGUAAUGAUACUGAUGAUACAAAUAAUGCAACAGCGUUCCUGCAAGGUACCAAUGUAGAAAAUGCAUCAUAUGGUAAUGCAAUAUGUGCAGAGAGGUCUGCUAUAGUAUCUGCAAUAUCACAAGGUUAUAGUAAAUCCAAUGGCUACAAAUUUAAAUGUAUCGCUAUAGUAGCUGAUACUACUGAGAAUGAUUUUAUAACGCCUUGUGGUAUAUGUAGACAAGUAAUUAGAGAGUUUUGUAACGACACGACUAAGAUAAUAAUGUUUAAUUAUGAUUGUACCAUUUGUUGUUUGAAAACCAUUAAUGACUUGUUACCAUUAAGCUUUGGUCCCGAAUAUCUAUGA
Saccharomycodes ludwigii is the source of this 501-nucleotide messenger RNA. It is a transcript of the gene CDD1, whose product is annotated as cytidine deaminase. Gene Ontology annotation, cellular component: cytosol. The record is from RefSeq and is a predicted model, not a curated record. Gene Ontology annotation, molecular function: cytidine deaminase activity; zinc ion binding. Bases 1 to 501 code for a protein of 166 amino acids. The transcript has a single exon. Lineage: Eukaryota; Fungi; Ascomycota; Saccharomycetes; Saccharomycodales; Saccharomycodaceae.